This is a messenger RNA of Tyto alba (common barn owl), 3120 nucleotides long. RefSeq names its product deleted in malignant brain tumors 1 protein-like. The record is from RefSeq and is a predicted model, not a curated record. Lineage: Eukaryota; Metazoa; Chordata; Aves; Strigiformes; Tytonidae. Gene Ontology annotation, cellular component: membrane. The transcript is spliced from 14 exons.
AUGCACAUCAAGAAGAAGAAAGGCUAUCUCAUCCUGAAGAAUUAUGAGCUUUUGGGCGCAGCUGCUGAGAUCCCAGGGGGGUUCCUUCGCCUGGUGGGUGGCCCCGGCCGAUGUGCCGGGCGGGUGGAGGUACUCCACAAUGGGACGUGGGGGACAGUGUGCGACGAUGGCUGGGGUUCCCCUGAGGGCCGGGUCGUGUGCCGGCAGCUGGGCUGUGGGACAGUGCUGUCAGUGGCACCAGGAGCUCGGUACGGAGAAGGGACAGGACAGAUCUGGUUGGAUGAGGUCAACUGCACCGGAGAGGAAAGGGACCUGUCUGAAUGCCGAGCCAGGCCAUGGGGGGAACACAACUGUUACCACGUAGAGGACGCCAGCGUUGAGUGCUCAGGUAACUCCAGCAUCACCUCCCUGGGCACCCUCCAGCUGCUCAAUGGCCCCAACCGCUGCGCCGGGAGGGUGGAGGUGCUUCACAAUCACAUGUGGGGGACGGUCUGCGAUGACGGCUGGGACCUGGCAGAUGCGGCGGUGAGAAGUGACCUGAAAUCUUCCUUCAUUAACUUGCACAACUCAGGGAGAGAGGCAGACCUCAGGAGGAGUGUUCCAGGUGCUGCCAACUCUGCCCCCAUCAGACUUGUGAGCGGCCCCAGCCGCUGCGCGGGGCGGCUUGAGGUGCUUUGGAAAGAGCAGUGGGGAACCGUGUGUGACGAUAGCUGGGAUCUGUCCGACGCCAUGGUCGUAUGCAGGCAGUUGGACUGUGGGGAAGCACUGUCAGCCCCUGGCUCAGCUCACUUUGGCCAAGGAAUGGGUCGUAUCUGGCUGGAUGACAUGAACUGCACCGGUACGGAAGCUGACCUUUCUGCCUGCUGGACCAGACCCUGGGGAGAGCAUAACUGCAAUCAUGGAGAAGACGCAGGCGUUGUGUGCUCAGGUAACUCAUACAUUAAAACGGUUAAACUGCGAUUAGUGAAUGGCUCAAAUCACUGUGCUGGGAGAGUGGAGGUGCUUUACAACCAGCAAUGGGGAACUGUCUGUGAUGACGACUGGGAUAUAAUUGAUGCUGAAGUUGUAUGCCGUCAGCUGGGCUGUGGGACCGCUCUAUCUGCUCCGUCCUCAGCUUACUUUGGGGGAGGGCCUGACCCCAUUUGGCUUGAUGAUGUGACCUGCAAAGGAACUGAAGCUGUCCUUUCUGAAUGCAGUGCAAAACCUUGGGGAAGCCAUAACUGUGUGCAUGGAGAAGAUGCUAGUGUUGUGUGCUCAGGUGUCCCAGAACGAGCCCCGAUCCGACUGGUGAACGGUUCGAGCAGCUGCUCCGGGAGAGUCGAGGUGUUUCAUGAGCAGCAGUGGGGAACCGUCUGUGACGACAGCUGGGAUUUGACAGACGCUCAAGUGGUGUGCAGGCAGCUGGGCUGUGGGCCAGCGGUCUCGGCGCCCGGCUCUGCUUGGUUUGGACGAGGAACGGGCCAAAUUUGGCUGGAUGACGUGAACUGCACAGGGGCUGAAACCAUCCUCAGCGAGUGUCGGGCCAGGCCUUGGGGGCAGCAGAACUGUAACCACGGAGAGGAUGCUGGUGUGGUGUGCUCAGGGUCCCACAACUGCAAGCAUGGAGAAAAUGCAGGUGUGGUGCGCUCAGGUGUCCCAGAACGAGCCCCGAUCCGACUGGUGAACGGUUCGAGCAGCUGCUCCGGGAGAGUCGAGGUGUUUCAUGAGCAGCAGUGGGGAACCGUCUGUGACGACAGCUGGGAUUUGACAGACGCUCAAGUGGUGUGCAGGCAGCUGGGCUGUGGGCCAGCGGUCUCGGCGCCCGGCUCUGCUUGGUUUGGACGAGGAACGGGCCAAAUUUGGCUGGAUGACGUGAACUGCACAGGGGCUGAAACCAUCCUCAGCGAGUGUCGGGCCAGGCCUUGGGGGCAGCAGAACUGUAACCACGGAGAGGAUGCUGGUGUGGUGUGCUCAGGUACCACCAAUGCGUGUCACGAAACGUGGGGGUACGACGGACGGCCUGUAUUUUGCAAUGAAGCUGCCCUCUCUGCGUGUAGGGCCCGGACUUGAGGGUCCCACAACUGCAAGCAUGGAGAAAAUGCAGGUGUGGUGCGCUCAGGUGUCCCAGAACGAGCCCCGAUCCGACUGGUGAACGGUUCGAGCAGCUGCUCCGGGAGAGUCGAGGUGUUUCAUGAGCAGCAGUGGGGAACCGUCUGUGACGACAGCUGGGAUUUGACAGACGCUCAAGUGGUGUGCAGGCAGCUGGGCUGUGGGCCAGCGGUCUCGGCGCCCGGCUCUGCUUGGUUUGGACGAGGAACGGGCCAAAUUUGGCUGGAUGACGUGAACUGCACAGGGGCUGAAACCAUCCUCAGCGAGUGUCGGGCCAGGCCUUGGGGGCAGCAGAACUGUAACCACGGAGAGGAUGCUGGUGUGGUGUGCUCAGGUGUCCCAGAACGAGCCCCGAUCCGACUGGUGAACGGUUCGAGCAGCUGCUCCGGGAGAGUCGAGGUGUUUCAUGAGCAGCAGUGGGGAACCGUCUGUGACGACAGCUGGGAUUUGACAGACGCUCAAGUGGUGUGCAGGCAGCUGGGCUGUGGGCCAGCGGUCUCGGCGCCCGGCUCUGCUUGGUUUGGACGAGGAACGGGCCAAAUUUGGCUGGAUGACGUGAACUGCACAGGGGCUGAAACCAUCCUCAGCGAGUGUCGGGCCAGGCCUUGGGGGCAGCAGAACUGUAACCACGGAGAGGAUGCUGGUGUGGUGUGCUCAGGUGUCCCAGAACGAGCCCCGAUCCGACUGGUGAACGGUUCGAGCAGCUGCUCCGGGAGAGUCGAGGUGUUUCAUGAGCAGCAGUGGGGAACCGUCUGUGACGACAGCUGGGAUUUGACAGACGCUCAAGUGGUGUGCAGGCAGCUGGGCUGUGGGCCAGCGGUCUCGGCGCCCGGCUCUGCUUGGUUUGGACGAGGAACGGGCCAAAUUUGGCUGGAUGACGUGAACUGCACAGGGGCUGAAACCAUCCUCAGCGAGUGUCGGGCCAGGCCUUGGGGGCAGCAGAACUGUAACCACGGAGAGGAUGCUGGUGUGGUGUGCUCAGGUUGUGAAUGCUCCAAAUCUUUGUGCCAGGUGAUUCGAGGUGUUUCAUGA